AUGAUCCUCGAUAUUCCAACUGAACAUCCAUUUGAAGAAGAUCUGGCUUGGAAAUAUUUUCGUGAUACAUUAAAAGGCUUAGAAUACUUGCAUUUUCAAAAAAUUGUACAUCGCGAUAUCAAACCAGCAAACCUAUUGUUGUCUGAAACCGGUCAAGUAAAGAUAGCUGAUUUUGGUGUGUCGUAUGAGUUUGAAGGGAUUGAUGCGUUUCUCACGGGCACUGCGGGUACCCCAGCCUUUAUGGCGCCAGAAGCCCUUACUGAGAAUGCAUCUUAUUUUUACAGUGGACGAGCCCAAGACAUAUGGUCCCUCGGCAUAACGCUUUAUGCGUUUGUCAUCGGAAAAGUUCCAUUUUGGGACAAUUAUAUUAUUGCGCUUCAUAAGAAGAUCAAAAAUGAUCCCUUGGUUUUUCCGGAAAAGCCACAGAUAAGCGAUAAAUUAAAGUCGUUGAUUAAAAGCAUCUUGAAAAAAGAUCCGGGACUACGCAUAAUGCUCCACGAAAUUAAGGUACAUCCGUGGGUGACCAAAGAUGGUCGUUAUCCAAUGCCUUCAGAAGCCGAGAACUGUCAUUUGGUUACAGUAAGCGAGGAGGAAAUUGAAAAUUGCGUCAGACGCAUUCCUCGCCUUGACACGCUUAUUCUAGUCAAAGCAAUGGGACACCGAAGAAGUUUUGGGAAUCCAUAUAAGAAGAUGUAA
This is a messenger RNA of Enterobius vermicularis (human pinworm), 696 nucleotides long. The record is from the annotation of a GenBank genome assembly. NCBI's taxonomy places the organism in Eukaryota, Metazoa, Nematoda, Chromadorea, Rhabditida, Oxyuridae.